AUGCAGGAAAACAGCGUCACGGCGGUUCCGGUGUCGGCGGUGACGGCAUCCGGUCUGGGUGCGAUCAACAGCAGCAACAGCAACAACAGCAGCACCAGCAGCAGCAGCACCAGUGGCACCGGCGGCAUGGUCGGCAGCACAGUCAACAGCGGCAACAACAAUGGCACCAACGGCAGCACCAGUGGCCCUGGCAGUGGGCCAAUUUCGGCCUCGACGGGCUCUGGCAGCUCGACGAUCUCACCACAUGGCCUCAGCGACAUCGAUCAGGCACAGUUUGAGGCGGACAAACGGGCGGUCUACAAACAUCCACUGUUUUCCCUGCUGGCGUUGCUGCUGGAAAAAUGUGAACAGGCCACGCAAGGCUACAUACCAUCUUCGUCUUCCGCCUCGAGUCCAAACGGAUCCUCCAACAAUGGCACCAGCGAUGGGGACAGCUUCUCCCGAGAUAUUCAGGCCUUCGUGCAGCUGCUGGAGAAAGAAAAGCGUCCACUGCUGACCAACAACAGCGAGCUGGACGGGCUGAUGAUAAAGGCACUGCAAGUGCUGCGAAUACACCUGCUCGAGCUGGAAAAGGUGCAGGAGCUGUGCCGGGACUUUUGCACGCGCUACAUUGCCUGCCUUCGGAGUAAGAUGCAGUCGGAGAACCUGCUUCGGUCAGACUACGCGCUGGAGCACAAUAACAACCUCUCGAAUUCGAACAGUCCCAUCAACAGCCCCGAGCAGGACCUUUCCGGAAGCGCACAAGGUUACUACCAGAGUACGGACUAUCUGCAGGGCAGUGACACCAGCGAGUACAGCAAUAUGCAAGCUAAGGGAGGCUUAUUGAGCAACUCCUACGGUACUGGGAUACAGACAACCAACUCUCAGCAUCCGGUGCGUCCUCUCCAUCACCAUCAAGUGCCAGCGACUGCUAUGGAAGCAAUAUCAGCGGACCUGCAGCAAUCGCUCUCACCCAACAAUAUUGCCACUGUGCCUGAAACCACCACGGCCAUGCAAGACACCUCGCUUGCGAUGAGUUCCUUAGCCGGUGGCCUUACUGCUGGACUGUCCGCCCUAUCGUCCGGGUUGUCGGUGGUGCAUGAUGGUACGGCGAAUUUGCUGCCCUCAGACUUAACUGUGGCCGCCGCCAGCAUGGCCAUGGCAUUCCAGCAGCAGCAACAGCAGCAACACCAGCAACAUCACGUGUACCAGCACCUUUCCGGAGGUAUGCUUCCCAAUGCCGGGACGAUGCCUGGCAAUGCGCUCGGUUGUCCACCGACAAUUGCACUAACCUCUCCGCUCGACAUCUACGCCGGUCAACUGUCACCGUGCGGAAGUUCCGACGAGCUUGAUUCCGAGCUCGAUUCGCCCGGGGAUGGUGAUUCGGGUUCCGGCAAGCGCCAAAAGCGUGGCAUCCUGCCCAAGCAUGCGACCAGCGUUAUGCGGGCGUGGUUAUUCCAACACCUAGUCCAUCCCUAUCCUACUGAGGAUGAGAAGCGAGCAAUAGCAGCACAAACCAAUCUCACGUUAUUGCAAGUAAACAAUUGGUUUAUUAAUGCUCGCCGGCGCAUUUUGCUGCCGAUGCUGGAGAAUGCCUCCGACAACUCUGGGGAAUAA
Messenger RNA from Anopheles nili, 1596 nucleotides. Its product is annotated as homeobox protein meis3-A-like. Gene Ontology annotation, biological process: regulation of transcription by RNA polymerase II. The coding region runs from base 1 to 1596 and encodes 531 amino acids. Gene Ontology annotation, molecular function: RNA polymerase II cis-regulatory region sequence-specific DNA binding; DNA-binding transcription factor activity, RNA polymerase II-specific. The transcript is spliced from 7 exons. NCBI's taxonomy places the organism in Eukaryota, Metazoa, Arthropoda, Insecta, Diptera, Culicidae. The record is from RefSeq and is a predicted model, not a curated record.